Messenger RNA from Prunus persica (peach), 951 nucleotides. RefSeq names its product protein FAR1-RELATED SEQUENCE 5-like. NCBI's taxonomy places the organism in Eukaryota, Viridiplantae, Streptophyta, Magnoliopsida, Rosales, Rosaceae. The transcript has a single exon. The record is from RefSeq and is a predicted model, not a curated record. The coding region runs from base 1 to 951 and encodes 316 amino acids.
AUGAGGACGUGCACACUGACAGGAGUGGUAACAAGGAAGGAAUAUGUAUGUUGUAAACAGGGGUAUGCGUUGAUAAGCACUGUUAGUCAUAAGAGAAGAUGGCGAGGUUGUACUCGAACUGGUUGCAAGGCUAAACUUGUGAUAUUGAAGGUGAAAUACAAGAAUAAGUACAUUGUUGUAGGAUUCAAUGAGGUACACAGCCAUGACAUGACCACAGUUGAUAAAGUCCAUCUAUUGAGAUCUCACCAUAACUUAACAGAGCCUACAAAGGCCUAUAGUGCAGAUAUGAGCAAAGUUAAUAUUCCGGUACAUAAACAGUUAAACCUUCUUGAGGUGCAAGUAAGGGGAUUGGAAAAUGUUGGGUUUGUUAAGAGAUAUGUCUAUAAUUAUAUAAGGGACGUGCGUGGAGAGGUGAUUGGCAAUGAUGCAGAACUGCUUAAGGAGCGUUUUAUGGCUAUGCAAGAAAAGAAUGAAUCCUUUUAUUUCAAGAUGGAGGUAGAUUUGGAAGGAAGGAUGGGUAAUGUUUUCUGGUCAGAUGCAAGGUCAAGACGAGCUUAUGAGUUUUUUGGAGAUGUGGUGGUAUUUGAUACGACGUUCAACACGAACCGCUAUGGGAUGUUCUUUGUGCCUUUGUUAGGCGUUAAUAACCAUCGGCAGACAGUGUUGUUUGGUUGUGCAUUCCUAACUAGUGAAACCACGGAUUCAUUUGUAUGGUUGUUAGAGGAAUUCAAGAAAGCCAUGCUAGGUGAGCCACCCAAAAUGAUCAUCACUGAUCAAGAUGCAGCCAUGUCAAAGGCAAUUGCUGUAACUCUCCCGACAACAUUCCAUAGAUAUUGCAUAUGGCAUAUCUUGAAUAAGAUUACAGAGAAACCCGGCAUUGGAGAAUGUUUUUUGGAAAUGAACAAAUGCAUAUGGGGUAUGGAUAAGAAAGAAGAAUUUGAUGCGAAAUAG